GGGCGGGGUGACCUGGUGCCGCCCGGACUCUGCGGCCAUUAAAACAGUCUUGCUUGCUCUGGCUUCGCUUGCCUACUCGUGAACCGAGGAGGGUGGAGCGCUUCUUUCUGGGACCAAAGCAAAGAGCAAGUGGAGACCGAGAAAGUUGGAGGAAUUUGGUAGCUGUUCCUAGAGGGCCCUGCUGGAAGCCACCUGCUUGGACCCUGCUUCUUGUUAGAGACAAAUAAGCACUGCUCCCUCUAUACCUUAGGCAUCCAUGCCACUACUAAGCUGAAGUUGAGUCCUACACGUAGCCGAAGAAGAUGCCAGCACCGAUACCAGAACCAAAGCCUGGAGAUCUGAUUGAGAUUUUCCGCCCUGUGUACAGCCACUGGGCCAUCUAUGUCGGUGAUGGAUACGUGAUCCACUUGGCUCCCCCAAGUGAAUUUGCAGGAGCUGGGGCAGCCAGCAUCAUGUCUGCUUUGACCGACAAGGCCAUAGUGAAGAAAGAACUGCUGCGUGACGUGGCCGGGAGAGACAAGUACCAGGUCAAUAACAAACAUGACAGCGAAUACACCCCACUGCCUCCAAGCAAGAUAGUCAAGAGGGCUGAAGAGCUGGUGGGGCAGGAGAUUCUCUACAAGCUGACCAGUGAGAACUGCGAGCACUUUGUGAACGAACUACGUUAUGGAGUGGCCCGCAGUGACCAGGUCAGAGAUGCCGUCAAGGUGGCAGGCAUUGCUGGAGUGGGCUUGGCAGCCUUGGGCCUCAUUGGAGUCAUGCUCUCCAGAAACAGGAAACAGAAGCAAUGAAUUGGAUGACUAUCCAGCCUUAGGGGCUCUUCUUUUGCUAGAGGCCUUGAAGUUUGAUUCAUAGAUUCUACUGUUUUAUAAUUAGGCUGUUUCCACUGCAUACAAUAAAGCUCAAGGGGGCUUUGCUGGAA
This is a messenger RNA of Mesocricetus auratus (golden hamster), 922 nucleotides long. RefSeq names its product phospholipase A and acyltransferase 3. The record is from RefSeq and is a predicted model, not a curated record. Gene Ontology annotation, biological process: N-acylphosphatidylethanolamine metabolic process. The transcript is spliced from 5 exons. Gene Ontology annotation, cellular component: cytoplasm. Gene Ontology annotation, molecular function: A2-type glycerophospholipase activity; glycerophospholipid phospholipase A1 activity. Bases 303 to 791 code for a protein of 162 amino acids. Lineage: Eukaryota; Metazoa; Chordata; Mammalia; Rodentia; Cricetidae.